Messenger RNA from Prunus armeniaca (apricot), 303 nucleotides. NCBI's taxonomy places the organism in Eukaryota, Viridiplantae, Streptophyta, Magnoliopsida, Rosales, Rosaceae. The record is from the annotation of a GenBank genome assembly.
AUGAAUUCCAAACAUUACACUACAGUCGGAGGAAAGAGAAGGAAGCAUCGCGAUCCGGAUGUGCCUCAAGCCUUCAUCCCGGAAUUAGCUUGGUUUAAAGUGAUGUUAUACGUGGCAACCAACUCAUCGGAAGAUCUCUUUCGUAUGGCAUGUGUGUGCCGAUUGUUCAAUACGUUGGCAAACACUCCACAAGUGUGGAACACAAUUUCAAUGGAAAAGUACCGAGACCAUCCUAACUGGUACUAUGCCGCAGAGCAGGUCCGGCAUUUCGUGGGACCAAUGCAGGGCUUGCCAGAACCCUGA